AUGUCAGAUGAAGAAUAACCACAAUGUGAUUAUCACAAAUUUCUUAAUCAACUUCAAACUGUUAAAAAAAUGGAUGACGUUGAAGUCUUGGAUUCAAGUGAUGAAUUCUAAAUGGAAAAAAAUGAGACUCAAUACAGUUAACAAAAUAUUUACCAUUCAGGACUGGAUGAAUUUGUUAUUCCACCUAAAGAACAGGACUCAGUUUCUAUAGAUACUAAGCCAUACGAAAGUACAUAAAUUGUUAAACCGAAGAUUCAGCCUGUCUAAUUACCUCCUUUAUCGAAAAAGAUAAACAAAGCUAUGGAAAGAAAAUUUUGUUUUAAGAAUGUGGAAAUCAAUUAAUAGUUGUUAAAAUACGAGACUGUUUUUUAUGAAAUUGAAAGUUAUAUUGAUGAAAAUGAUAAGGCACUUGUUACAAGAUAAUAUUCUGAUUUUGAGUGGCUUUUCGAAGAGCUCGUUGAAAACUUCCCAGGUAUCAUUAUACCUUCAAUCCCUUAAAAGAACAUGUUGGCUAAAUUCAACAUAACAGGCUAUACUAAUUCUAUUAGAUCAUAGCGAUAAAAGGGUCUUGAAGAAUUUUUAAGAAAAACUCUGAGUCACUUAUAAUUAAAGGAUUGUGAAAUUAUUGAAAAAUUUAUGACCUUAUAGGAUUAGGACUUCAAAAAACUGGUACAGAACUAUCAAGCAUAAAAACAAUAGAAACUAUCGAUAAAUGUCAGUAAAAAUAUGGUUGUAAAUGCAUUUGGAAAAAUUGGAAAUAUAUUCUUUAAUCCACAAAACAACGACAACGAAAUGGAAAAAUAUUGCUAAAUUGCUGUAUAGGAAAUCAAUAUCUAGAAGGUUAAGAUCAAGAAUAUUAGGGAUUAAUUAGAAAAGACAUUUCUAAAUAAAUUUGAACAGAGCAAACAAUUUAUGAAAUUGUCUACUCUUUUUGACGAGAUCCAGAAUGAUAUUGGGUAUAAAGAGCAUAUGAAUACGAAAUGCGAAACAAUAUCAAUAGCAUUAAGAGACUCCUUUGCUAGUGUAAUGCCAAUAAUCUACACGAUUGAUUAAUACUUAUUAGACAUGGAAGUAGUUUUGAAUAUUGUUAAAUAUAGAGCUGAUUUACAAUAAUCGAUAACUGAUCAUGCAGCUGCUUUGACUAGUGCCAAAUACGCUCCUGAGUAAUAAGCAUUGAUUUAGACAUAAUUGAACGAUCAUUAAAAAAACAUGAGUAAAUUUGUGGAGAACUUCAAAAAUGAAUAUGAAACAUUUACUGAUCAAUACAACAAACAUUUUAAUAAGAUGAUGUAGACAGUAUUAUAGGUGUGGCAGCAAAUAAAUACUCAAAUGUAAGAAACUUGGCUUUGA
Messenger RNA from Paramecium tetraurelia, 1350 nucleotides. RefSeq lists its product as uncharacterized. Gene Ontology annotation, cellular component: endosome. The record is from RefSeq and is a predicted model, not a curated record. Gene Ontology annotation, molecular function: phosphatidylinositol binding. The transcript is spliced from 5 exons. Lineage: Eukaryota; Ciliophora; Oligohymenophorea; Peniculida; Parameciidae.